Molecule: messenger RNA, 4304 nt
Organism: Photinus pyralis (common eastern firefly)
Lineage: Eukaryota; Metazoa; Arthropoda; Insecta; Coleoptera; Lampyridae
Product: phosphoinositide 3-kinase regulatory subunit 4-like
Exons: 9
Coding region: 1888-4173 (761 amino acids)
Biological process (GO): autophagy of peroxisome; protein targeting to vacuole; protein phosphorylation
Cellular component (GO): phosphatidylinositol 3-kinase complex, class III, type I; nucleus-vacuole junction; late endosome
Molecular function (GO): protein binding; protein serine/threonine kinase activity
Source: RefSeq, a predicted model, not a curated record
UAAUACCUAAAUAUAAUCAUAUUUUAAUUGUAGAACACAUAUUUAUUCAUUAAUGCUAAAAAAACAUGUAUGAUGAUAUUUCGGCCGUCUACGCUAGCCAAUAAAUAUGUCUGCCUUCUCGUUAUAUUAAUCUAAUAAGUAGAGUACCCUAAUUUGCACCUAUAUUUUCGACCUCAUAUUUCAAGUUGGUGAAGAACAAGCUACUUUUGAUACCUAUUACCUAAUUGGUGUACAAUAUUACCAAUUUUUAUACACCUAAUUGUAACAAAUUCAUGUAAAUACCGCUUAAGUACACCUAAUACCUACGUGUAAUCGCAACUAAGUAUGUUGGGAAUUCGACCUAACUAACUAAACCAACCUAUUAAGUGUAAGUCCAACACCAAACUCCACCUACGUUCACUAAAUCGACACCUAUUAGGAGCGCAUGUAACUUCUUUUGGUAGAUUAAUACACCUGUUAGCAACACAACUUAUGAUUGUUACCUACUACCAGGGAUUCACAACCUAUUACCUAUUGUUUAGGUUGACAUUGAUACCUACUAUUAUCUGUUCACCCACCAGAUGCAGUAAAGCUCCCCCCAAAAAAUUCCCGGCAAAUUUAAAUGAACAUUUUUAAUUGGCCGAAUUUUCAAAACCUGUAACACACGCAACGAUUUGCUUCCAAUUAUAAUUGCCGUAUCUGAAUUGACAUCCUUAACGUCAAACCUGUCAUUUCGUUUUGUAUUUGCCUCAAUUUGCGGUUAAUUUCAUUUAUAAGAACAAAAUAAUCUUUCUGAACUUAAUAAACAAUUUGAAACUAUGUACUGCUGUGUGUUGAAAGGUCAAUAUUCAAAACAUAACACUUUAUAACUUCGUCGUACAAUGUGAUAUGCGAUUUUAAAUUUCCCGGUUUUUAUAAUUUUGUGACUGUGAAACGGGUCUGUUAUUACAUUGGUCAAAAUUUAUUGGGAGUGGCUUAACUGCAUCUGUUGGGUGAACAGAUUAUAGGUGAAACAGACCAGCACUUUCGCGCCAUUAUUACACUCGAGUGAAAUAUAUUUAUUUUGGUGAAAUGGUACUAAAUAGGUGAUCUUAAUGGUGAUAUAUUCAAGUCAUUUCAACCUAUUGGUCGAAAUGUAAGUAACUGUAUCCGCUUAUUAGGUGUCUAUGAAAUUUUCAUCUAUUCCUAUUUAGUCAUUUUGUCAACUUUGGCCUAUAUCUCCUAUUAGUUUAUAUUUAUGACGUGAACAAAGUUACCUAAUAAGUCAUGCAACGAAUCUAUUACCAAUUACGUAACAACCCUUUAGUUAGGUUACAAAUUGGCACAAAUAAGGUCCUUCUACCUACUGCUCCUAUUAGGUGAUACAAGUUAGGUAUAUGCCACUCCUUAAUUGGUAUUUUUUACGUACCUCACCUAUUAGAUGACCAUUUACCACUACCAUACUUUGUUGGAUCCUAAUAAGAAUUUAUUUCACCAAUUUGUCACCAGUGCUUAAUAGGUAACAUAUUUACUUUCACCUAUUCAACAUAAACAUUACAUAAUUUCCACCUACUUUGGUCGAAUUUCUUUUGCCUCAGGUUGCCGACACCUAAAUUGCUAGCUGGGUAGGAUUCCGGAUUACGAUAGGAGGGUGAACAGGGUCCACAAAUUCGGGCCCUUUGUACUACCUCCCUGACUAGGGUCGCCCGACCCCUUAACGUCACUCAAACCAUCCCACACGUGAGAUGAACCUUUCCUGAUUGAGAUUACAAUGUUUCAGUACAAGUAUUCAGAAUCUUUAUUCGGUAGUUGCCAGUGUUCGGUCAGUAGCUUUUCUGAAUUAAAAGUGUUACUUUAAUGUGAGCCGCUCUGUGUUUAGGUAUAGGUAGUUACAAUUCAAUUUUAGCAAAUGAUGUACUUUUAUCGCACAUGAUUACAUUUUUGAAUGACAAGGAAGACAAGGAGCUGCGAGGAUCUUUUUUUGACUGCAUUGUUGGCGUAUCCGCGUAUAUCGGAUGGCAUUGUUCGGUUAUUCUUACACCACUAUUGCUGCAGGGUUUGACAGACUGUUCGGAAUUUGUUACUACGAAAAGCAUUCACGCAAUGUCUGCUUUAACCGAAUUGGGUUUAAUAACGAAACCCGGUUUAUGUGAACUAGUAUCUGAAUGUUCCUGUUUUCUAGUUCAUCCUAGUUUGUGGGUACGUCAGGCCGUUGCCGGUUUUGCGGCAACUGCUGCGAAAACCUUGUCUGUGUUGGACGUCCAAUGUAAAAUAAUGCCGCUUUUACAACCUUACAUGAGAUAUCCACUAAUCCAAAUAGAUCGACCUGAACUUCUAUUGGAAUCACUUGUUAGUCCCAUUCACAGAAAUGUCUACGAUAAUGUGAUUAAAUAUUCCGACAUUGAGCUGUUAUUAGACACUUUAAGAGAACGGCAGAAUGCUAGAUUAAUUGCCAGCUCUGGAAGAAUUCCGAGUUACACUGAAAUGAGGCAGUCGUUAAAAACUGUAUGUUUAUUUAGGCGCUUGGAAGCAGAUGGUAUGUGCCCAUCAGUCGAAGACUAUUUACUUACAAUGAGCAAUCAUUUAAAAAAAAUUCACAAACACAAAACAAGCGCAGACGCUAAGCACAAUAAACAAAGUGAAGGAAAAAUUGAGAUCACCACCCCCAUACGUACUCACGUUUAUCAUUUAAGUGACGCGAGGAAUAAGGCCGACUUGUUGCAAAACCGUAGAGCUCGUCGUCUUCCAUCCACGUCUCCCAUUGAAGCGAACCCCAAUUUAGAGUGGAAUGUGGUCGGAGCCGAAAUACUGCCACGCGCUGCUGAAUCUUCAGGCAGUCAGCCGUCCACGCCGCCUCCCGAAAGCCAAAGCGCAUUCAUCGGGGUGGAGCAUGGUGUGAACAUGAGUGUACACGAGAGAUCUUACAUACAAUAUAGGACAGCUAACUGUAGCGUUGAUCUUGGAAAGUUACUGCAUAGGCAACAGGAUCAUUAUUUGGAGGCUUUACGGAGUAAGGAGUGGGCGGAACAAGCGGCAUGGCGACCUCAACUGCCGCCGCCAGGUUGGCGAUUGCGUGGAUCUUUGGUCGCCCAUCUACACGAGCAUCGAGGUCCAAUAACGAAAUUGGCGCCCCUGCCCGAAACCCCGUUUUUCGCCAGUUCCUCUAAGGACGGAUUCAUUCGAAUAUGGGACUGUUCGAAAAUGGAAGGGAAAAAUAUCGCAAAUAGAUCUAAACAAAGUUACAGGGUGCCUGGCGGUGUGAGCAUUUCGGGGAUGGCGGUGUGCGAAAACGGGCAGUCUCUGGCGGCAGCUGCCGAUGAUGGUUCAAUUUUAGUUUUAAGGGUCGAACCGACCAGUAGCAGGAUGACACUUGUCCAAGCGAGACAGCUGAAUGCAGACGAAGAUGGGUGUGCCGUAGACGUGCAAUAUUUAGAUGCGGGUCCCCAGAGUGUUUUGGUUUAUGCCACUUUGUAUGGCUCGUUAGUAGGCUGGGAUUUGCGCGCGUCAGGAACAUCCUGGAGAUUAGAAAAUGGUCUCAAGCAAGGCGUCAUAACAUCAUUUUGUUUAGACUCUCAUCAGAAUUGGAUUACAAUCGGAACGAGCAGUGGUUAUCACAUAGCUUGGGAUUUACGAUUUCAACUGCCAAUAGCAACAGUGGAACAUCCUUCAGCUGCACGAAUCCGAAAGGUGAUCAGUCAUCCAACCGAACAAUCGUGGAUAAUUUCAAGUGUUCAGGGAAAUAAUGAGAUAUCAAUGUGGAAUUUGGAAACGGGAUUUAGACAGAUUACUUUGUGGGGCAGCAACUCUCCGCCUUUCUCCAAGGCACAUGGAAAUAACCAAAGUGUUUGCGCAAUGCAGGCAGGUUGCAUUGACCGCGCCGGCUUUCUUCUGGCAGGUGGUACCGAUCAACGAAUCCGGUUUUGGGACUUGGAAAGUCCCACCGAAUCCUAUUUGGCUAUUCCCGCUCCUAACGAUCCGCUAAUUGGUAACGCCCUGACCUAUGAUAGGCGACUGAUUGACGGUACGAGCGUAAUAUACGCAGUCGCGCAACCGAGUCAAAUAAAGGCAGGGAAAGGUGACGAGAUACCUCGAGGCGGACCGGAACCUCCUCCUCCCGGACAUCGUGAUUGUAUAAGUGAUAUUUCUCUUUGCAAGGCAUCGCAAUGCUUUUUGCUUAGUGCUUCUCGAGAUGGAGUAAUCAAAGUUUGGAAGUAGAUUUUAUUUCAAAUGUCAGAAGAUUCGAUCUUUAAUUUAUUCAAAGUCGUAUGUUAGUAGGCAAUUUUUGUACAUUUAGUUUUGUACUGCAACCUGUACUGUGAUUUUAAUGAAUAAUAAGUUUAAACAAA